Messenger RNA from Paramecium pentaurelia, 3872 nucleotides. The record is from the annotation of a GenBank genome assembly. NCBI's taxonomy places the organism in Eukaryota, Ciliophora, Oligohymenophorea, Peniculida, Parameciidae.
AUGUUAAUUGCAUUAUUUAUCAUCACUAUCCAAGCUGAAAUUUUAUAAUUUAAUCCUACUAAACUAAAUUAUUUGUAUCCAACUAAUGAAAAUGAAUGUGAAAAUAUUGAACUUAAAUAAAAUUAAUAUUUCUAUCAAGAUAUUAAUAAAGAAACUAAUGUAAUUUAUAGAUAUGCCAAUGAUUUUUAUGGGCUAAUUAAUGACAAAUGGAAUUUAACAUUUAUAGAUUUAAUUUAUAAAGAUUAGUUAGCACCUAUUUUUUAUUAUGUUCUUUAAACCUAAUAUUUGAAAUUUAAUGAUAAAGAAUACAUAUGUUCUCUAUUAUAGGAUUAAGGAAAUUUGAAUUACUAAAUUAAUUGUAAAUAAGCAAAUCCAUAUUAAUAUAUUGAUAAUCAACCUUAAUUUAAAUAGAUAAAUGAAUUUUCAUUCAUAAUCAACUAUGAAGAGGGAUUUUAAUGUAACAGCUUUAUAUUUUUAAAUGAUGUAUUUUUAAUUCUUUGCUUUAAUAAUGAUCAUAUAAUAAUAAAUACUUUUGAUUUGAUAGGCAAUAAAUAAUCUUACUAAUUUCCUUUCACAAAUAAAUAAUGUAAUAGCAAGUUUAAUGUUCCAUAAGAUAGAUUCAUCUUAGUUUCCUUUUAUUAGUGUGAAGAUUGGGUAAUUCUAUUUUUGGAUGUAGAUCUAAAUUUUAUAACAAAAAUUACCAAUAAAUAAGUAAUUAAAAUUGGAAAAAUAGAUUCUUAUAAAUAAUUAUAAAAUGUUCAUAAUUGUUAUAAUCAGUUGUUUUUAAUUUUUGAUCAAGAAUACAUCGAAUUUAAUGCUCUAUCUUUUUUAUCCUCCGAUUUUGAUCCAUAAGCUGGAUAUUUUAAAAUUUAAGAAUAAAAGUUACUGAUAAUUUUAAGUUGUUAAUAAUAUAAUCAAUUUAUUUCAGAAAAAAAUAUGAAUUCAAUAAUAAAUGGCAUAGAGACUUAAGAUUUAAAGAAAGUGGCUACUUUAGGGUCCUCUAUUAUGUUACUGUAAUAUACUGACAAUUUAGUAGCUAUAAUAACAAAAGAGAUAUAAUAAAUAAUUAAUAUUAAUAUUAAUUAAAUAAAUAAUUUGUUUAUAGGCAAUCAAAUUUUUUUAAUUGUUGAUAAAUCAAAUAUAGUACAUAUGUUUAAGGCAAAUUUAUUUUAUAAUCAUUUGUUCUAUUAAAAAUAGGGAUAAUAUUUAGGAUUUUAUAAGCUUGACAAUUUAAACGUUUCAUUAAUUUAAUGUUUUAAUAUCUUUGAAUAUUAAGAUAAAAAUGAUAAAUUAUAAGUUAGAAUCUAAAAUCUAAAGAAAUAAAAUUAUAUGAUUUAAACAAAGGGGAAUUUUAAUUAAAUAUGGAUUGACAAAUUCAAUAUCUUUUUUAAUAUAGAUCUUAAAUUUUCAUUUAAUUUUACAAACAUAUUUUCAUUAAAAUAGGAGUAAACAUAAAAUUAUAAAUUAAGCCAAUUAAAUUAGUUAAAAAUUUUUGGGUAAUUUUAUUUAUUUAAUAUUAAAUAAUAAAUUUAUAUAAUGUUUAAUCAAGAAGAUUAAUUUAUAAGACUUUAUAAUGUUAACACUUCAAGAUUCGAACAUUUAAAUUUAAGACUGAAUUUAAAUUAAAUAAAAAUUUAUUAUGUAUUAAAAGAUAUUAAGUUUGUGUUAGUUGAGGAAACCCUUAGAAAAAUAUUUAUUUUUAAAUCAUCAAAGAGUAAAUAAGAUAUGAUAACAUAUUAAAUUUAUUAGUUUAAAAAGGAGAUAAGAAUUUCUUUUUUUAAUCGAAAUUUAAUAGGUUUACAAUUAGUAAAUUCUACAGAAAUACUUUUCGAAAAUGAAAGUAGAAAUACAUUCUCAAAUUAAUCAUUGCAUUAUUAUUCUGAUUUGGAAAAGAGCAAUUUAAAAGUACAUAUAUAAUGUGCUAUCAAAGUUCUAAAUUUUUAUAAUGUUUUUAUUUUCUAAUAUGAAUAAUAUAUAACAAUUUAAAUAGGAAAUAGUGAUACUUUAAGUAUUUAUAUCUUAAUUAAAUAAUAGUUAUUAAUUAGAAACUUUUGUUAUUAGGGGGAUAUAUUAUAAGAAAAAAUCCAAUCAAAUUAAUAUUAUUAGGAAUGAAUAAAGAGAUGAAUACCAUGCAUAAGUAUUUAAUAAAUUAAUAAAAUUUUUUCAAGCUUUCAACAUUUAAUUUCUCAGAUUAUAUACCAAUAUUACCUUUAUGCUAUUAAAUUAUGGAAAAUAUUAUUAUAAUUCUAACUAAAAAAUAGGAUAAAGAUUUAUUUCAUAUUUUAUUAUUUAAUAUGGAAUAGUAAAGCAAUCUUGAAUAUUAUGAUAUAGUAUCUACUCCUUAUUAAUAUUUUUAUGCUUUAUCUGGUUUCCUUUAUUAUUACAAUCAUAAUCUAGAAUUAAUUUAAUAUAACAUUUAUUAUUUGUCUAUUGAUGUUGACCUAAAAGAACUUAAUUAAAUAGUAUACAAAGAAUAAUUUUAAUUAGAUAUUUAUGAUUAAUCUAAGAUAAAUCCUAAUGUUUAUAGUGAAAAAUUAGAUUUAUUAGUUGUCAAUUUUUAAAAUGAUUUAUAACUUAUCAAUUAAACCAAUCAUAAAAUUAUUGUGUAAAAUAAUUCUGCUUAAUUCAAUCCAAAUACUUUUGUAAAAGGACUUUUCUAUGAAUUCAAUUUGAUAAAUACAACUUUCUAUUAUCUUGAAACUCCAUUCCGUCUUUUUAAUAGAAAAUCCUGCCAUUAAUUUAUUAAUAAUUUAUGUAUAAUUGAAGAAACUACAUUUUUUAUAGUUUAAGAUUUAACAAAAGAUUUAAAGUCAAAUUAAACAGUCCCAAUAGCAUUUAAUUAAGAGAUGAAAAUUCAUAGUUGUAAUGAAGCAAUUUUAAUAAUAUAAUAAUCCUAAUCAAAAUUUAUAAAAAUAUCAUAUUAUAAAUAAAAUAUUGAAUCAUUUGUAUUAAUAGAAGAUGUAUUAAUAAAAACCUAAUUAAUAUAAUCAAUAUUAAUGGUUUUAUCUUAUAAAUAAACAAAUUAUUAUUUUAUUAAUGAUUCAAUUACUUUAAUAAAGUCUUUUUAAAAUGAAGAAAAAUUUUCAUAACAUUUUUUAUAUCAUUAAAUCGAUUUUGACAAAAUCUGUUUAAUACUCUUUUAAUCAAAUCAAAUAGAUAUACACUGCUUUUAAAUAAAAUCAGGAUUAACUUAUACAAUCCAAAACUAUACAAUACCUACUACAGAAAUCUACAACUCAAUUGGUUUGGGUCAUUAUUUCCAAAAUUUUAUUUAAAACAUUUAAUUUAGCUUUUUAAAUUUAUCUUCUAAUUUAAAAGAUGAACUAGAUUUAAAAAUUGUUGUUUAUUACAAAUUAGAAUUAUUAUUUUAUUUUUAGAUAAUACUAAAACAUUAGGAAUAUUAUAUUAAGUUAAAUAAUUUAAUUAGACUUCAAAAUAUUAAUUUAGGAUGUUAAUCCUUGUUAAUACAAAAUAAAUUAUUAUACUAUUGUGAAUCCUUUUCAUUGUUUUUAUAUGAACUUCAAAGCGGAUUCCAAUUAUUAAAUCCUUAUGCUGUUCAUAUUCUUAAUACAGAAAUUUUUUCAUAAUUAAAUAAUACUCAUAUAGCUUUAUACAAUUUUUAAUAUAAAAUUAUAACAAUAUAUACAAUCGAUUAAUGGAGAUUAGUUAAAAAUGAUAAUAUUAAUAUUGAUAAUGAAUAAAAUAUUACAUUUAUUGUUAAAAACUAUAUAACUUAAUUAGAAUUUAGAGUAAAUAUUGUAAACUAAAUAGAAGAUGAUAAUUAUUACAGAUUUAUUAAGAUUGGAAUUGUUGUAAUAAACAAUAUUUUUAUUCAAAUUUUCAUAAUUAUUUUCAAAAAGCAAAAUAAGUGA